GCGAGCGCCAGCGGGAUCGGGCGGCGAUGGAGCGGCCGCCGCCAUUUUAUCCCGGUUUGCCCGAGCGGCGCCAUGAGGGGCCAGGGCCGCUUCCUCCGGCAUUCUCGCUUCACAACCGAGGCCGGGAUUCCUUUUAUAACCCCGGGAUUAGGAAUGAGGAGAGGUCCGGUGCCGGACUUUCUCUCUCCCGCCAACCUGUAUUGGCGGUACCGGAGGGAGGCCUGGCCCAGGGCCGGGCUGCGGCUGGGGGAGACUGGCGGUUACCCGCUCCCCCCGCGGACAGCUUCCAUCACGGCGGCCUGGGAGGGCCUGCUCCGGCUCAGAGCAGGGUGGAGCUGCACCAAGAGUGCGGCCAGCGGCCACAGUGGGAUCCGGACCAUCGAGACCGCCCUCAGGCUCAGGAGAACCGGGAGCGCCCGAGGAACUACCCGCCCCAUCCGUGGGGUCAUGACCCCACCCCUCACCCCCAGGGUCAGCAACACCGAGACCACCCCCCUCACCCCCAGGGUCAGCAACACCGAGACCACCUCCCUCACCCCCAGGGUCAGCAACACCGAGACCACCCCCCUCACCCCCAGGGUCAGCAACACCGAGACCACCCCCAGGGUCAGCCAUACACAAAUGAGCCCCCUCACCACCGGGGUCAGCAAUAUCGAGACCACCCUCCCCACCCACAAGGUCAACAACACCCAAUUCACCCUCCUCACCCAAACAGUUGUCAGCACCCAGACUACAUAUCUCACUCACAAACGCGUGAACAUCUUACCCACUCAUGGAAUCAUCUCCAUAAAGGCGAACCUCCCCACCUACAGGGCUGCCCUCCUGUUCCCCAGCAUCAGGAGCAGAAGGAACAUCUGCCCCACCAGCGGGGGUAUGAAUGCAGAGAUCAAGUUAGUCUCCCACAGGGGUUUUCGCAACAGGGCCGCUCAGCUAAUCAGUACCACGAAAUUCAUCUUCGACAGGGAUUGUCACAUCGUCCCCAGCUUCCAUUUCAACCUGAGCAAAUGGAUUCUCAGCAACAGUAUCCAUUCUGGGAGCAUUUACAUCCAGAGCAACAUCAACCCUUCUCAGAGAGAACUGGAGUUGCCAACAACGUGCCACCUCAAAUGCAUAGCAUGCCUUCCCAGUCUGAGAAUAUUUCCUGCCAGGACCAAUCCUUGCUUUGUGGUGGAGGCCUUAAUUCAUCAGUGGGAUAUGGACCUCAGAACUCUCAGUUAAUAAAUCCUAGCCAUGGCAUUCCUAAUCAGCAGAACUUCCCAAAUUCAUCAGGAGAGAUACCCUCUUGGAAAAAGGAACGUGACACUCUGUAUAACAAUGAAAACAUGGCAACACCAUGGCCCAGUGUUGCUAACUUCUCUCAAAACCUUAAAGACGUCAAUGCUGAACAGCUGCAUAGCAAUGACUCCAUAACUAGAAACCUAUCGGAACAGUUGCCCCAUAAUUUUAAAUAUAAUGAACCUUUAAAGGAACAAGAUGAGUUAUGGUUUACCCGAUUCUUGUCAAAACGUAGGUUGCAGCCUUCUGAAAUUAAAAAACCCAAAUCUUACCCAUUAAUUAGUGAAGUAAAAGAAUCUGUACUCAGUGCUUGUAAACUUGUGACUGAGCUCACAGCCUUAUGCCAGCAAUUAAGAUUUAAUGUCGAAAAUGAAGCAGUUUGGACUGAAUCCUAUCUGAAAGCAGUUGAAAUGAGAACUGCUUUACAGGAAAAAUUAAAGACACUAAAAAAUGACAACUAUCUCAGUGCUGUGAAAAAGAAAUUGGAAAGAAUCAAGAAGAAAAGGAGCAGCAUUCAAAGGAAGAAACAAAUGUGGCACUUAGAAAAACAAGAGGCAGAGGCAAGGACAGCAGAAAAGGAAGCAAAAAUUGAUGCAUGGAGAAUGAAACGUAUCCGAGAAGUUGAAGAAAAAAAGAGGGAACGUGAACUGAAAGCUGCAGCAGAUGGUGUCUUGUCAGAGGUACGGAAGAAACAGGCAGAUGCAAAAAGACUAACGGAUAUCCUGCGGGCACUGGAGAAGCUGCGGAAACUGAGGAAGGAAGCUGCAGCUAGAAAAGGUGUUCAACCUCCUCCUUCAGCUGAUGAAACCUUUGAACAUCAUAUCGAGAGGCUGAGAAAGCUGAUUAAAAAACGCAGUGAAUUGUACGAUGCUGAAGAAAGAGCCUUGAGGGUUAUGCUGGAAGGAGAACAAGAAGAAGAAAGGAAAAGGGAAAAUGAGAAAAAGCUGAGGAAAGAAAGAGAAAAACUAGAGAAACAGCAACGUGAAGUGGAAAUCAUGAUGUUUGGAGAUCCAGAUUUACCUUCAGAUCACCCACUACAGCCAUUUCGCCAGUAUUAUUUGCAAGCUGAGCAUUCCUCUCAUGCGCUUGUGCAAAUCAGACAAGAAUGGGAUCGAUAUCUUCUACCAGGAGAUCAUCCUGAUGGAAGCAGUAUUCCCCGCGGUUGGGUCAUUCCACAUCCACCCAGUUCUGACACAUGGGCAACUGCAGUCCAACAGAAUGAGAGUUGAUGCUAUUCAACAAUUUUCUUUCUGGCUGAAGUAUUUUAUUGCUGAUUAGUAUCUGCUUUAUAUUAAAUAAAGAUGAAUUCACCUCGCAUUAAA
Hemiscyllium ocellatum (epaulette shark) is the source of this 2597-nucleotide messenger RNA. It is a transcript of the gene pdcd7, whose product is annotated as programmed cell death 7. The transcript has 5 exons. The record is from RefSeq and is a predicted model, not a curated record. The coding region runs from base 27 to 2504 and encodes 825 amino acids. Lineage: Eukaryota; Metazoa; Chordata; Chondrichthyes; Orectolobiformes; Hemiscylliidae.